Rhincodon typus (whale shark) is the source of this 2620-nucleotide messenger RNA. RefSeq names its product copine-3-like. The coding region runs from base 11 to 661 and encodes 216 amino acids. Gene Ontology annotation, cellular component: plasma membrane. The transcript has 9 exons. Gene Ontology annotation, biological process: ERBB2 signaling pathway; cellular response to calcium ion. The record is from RefSeq and is a predicted model, not a curated record. NCBI's taxonomy places the organism in Eukaryota, Metazoa, Chordata, Chondrichthyes, Orectolobiformes, Rhincodontidae. Gene Ontology annotation, molecular function: receptor tyrosine kinase binding; calcium-dependent phospholipid binding.
AGGUUAGCAGAUGGCAGAUUGUGUGAGUAAGGUGGAAUUAAGCAUUUCAUGUGAAAAUCUACUGGAUAAAGAUGUUUUCUCUAAAUCUGAUCCACUGUGUGCACUUCUGCUAAAUACUGGUGGAAACCAAUGGGUUGAGAUUGGCCGCACAGAAAUGGUUAAGAACUGCCUUAGCCCAAAAUUUUCAAAGAAAUUUAUGAUAGAUUACUAUUUUGAACAAGUACAGAAACUGAAAUUUGGAGUUUACGAUAUUGAUAACGAAACUUUUGAUCUGGGCGAUGAUGAUUUCCUCGGAGAAUUUGAAUGUACUCUGGGCCAGAUCGUCUCCAGCAAGAAAUUGACCAGGCCGCUUGUGUUGCACAAUGGGAAGCCGGCAGGAAAAGGGACAAUCACGAUUUUUGCAGAAGAAGUAAAAGAUAACCGAGUGGUAAAUUUUGAAGUUCAAGCACGCAAAUUGGAUAAAAAGGAUUUUUGGGGAAAAUCAGACCCUUAUUUGGAAUUCUGCAAACAAACAGAAGAUGGAAAAUGGCAAAUGGUGCAUCGGACAGAGGUUAUUAAAAAAAAUUUGAACCCCACUUGGAAACCAUAUAAAAUUCCUUUGCAGUCACUUUGCAACAGUGACUUACAGAAACCAAUCAAGUCGGUGAUUUGCCAGAUGUAAUUCAUGGUUCCCGAUUAGACGUGGCUCACAAUGACCUUUCUCACUUUUGUCGUCUGCUCUUCACCUGACAAAUUAUACCACCGCGCUCUUCUGUCUGUCUUUCCACACAAUGGUACAAGAAAGUCCCAAAGUACUUGCCAUUGUCAAGAUUUCCAUUGUUCAUGCUGCUGGCACCAUUGUUAAAGCCCAGCUGCACCUAACAUCAAAUGCUGAUGGCUAAGAACCACGUCACGCACUGUUGUGUUCCACUGUUAUCACUGAAGACAUGAUCCAGAAAGGAAAAAUCGCAUCCUGCUUCUUGUAUCAUGCCCUGGAGGUGCUGUUGGGUGGUGAAGAGGAACGCUAUCCGUUAUUCAUGAGCCAGCCUUGAUCCAGAUAGAGGCCCAAGUCAGUGCUGUGUCCCAGGAUAGAAGGACCAUUCAGCAGAAAGGAAGUCAGUGAUCCUCUGUGCUCCACAAGGGAAAUAUUGGCCCACAGCAGGCAGAGGGGACCAAGACCAGCAAGUGAAUGCCAGAUUUUAGGCUCCUCUUUGCCUACAAGGAAAAAAAUCUUAGAAUUGACCAGAGAACAGCAGUAUUACUCGUGGGGGCAGGGAGGCCUCAAUGACCAACCUAUGCAUGGUACCCAGCAAACUUCCACCACGAAGAGGCAGUACUGAAGAUUCUCAGCUCCACUUCCAUCUCUGAGAAGGAAUCCACAAAACCUUAAGAAAUGUACCAGAAUGGCUUUUCCCUGCAUUGUCCUGUCCCCUUGAUGGAUGCUCUAUCUGGAUUAGGCUCAGAAGCAGCCUGGUCCACACGUUGUCUCCACAUUCAGUCGAAGAAGCGAAGUCCCAUGUCUCUGGCACUCGGGCUACCAGAGACCAGGCAGAAGAUGAUCCCAGAGUCUUGGCCAUUAAUGACUUGUCAAAAUACAGCAGGCGGGUUUGUCAGAGGCAGAAGAUUGUAGCGUGGUGGAGUCUACCAACAUUAUCAAUACAGUGCUGGCUCUGGAGUGGCAAUAUCAGUGGCAUUGAGAGAACAGGACAAGGGACCUUGAUCUUACUCAAGGUGGCCAUUCCUUUUGGGUGAGAUGGUGGUAUUAGCAAACACUCAUAGGGAGGAGGAACUACACACAGGCCACUCCCUAUUCCCCUCACACUAGGGUAGUUUCAAUCCACUUCUAUGAUCUGUGAAGUCCUGCCUUUCCACAAACAAAAUUUCUCCCAAUCAACCCAGUGCGAUGAACUCCAUCCUUGAACUUGCCUGCUCUCCCUAGGAUUCCAUUGACUGCCCCUUAUCCAGCCCCUGACCAUUAUUGCCUAACGCCCCACGACUGACUCUGGCCCAUUCUCUGGACUAAUACCUCCAUAACACCCGAACUGGUUUCACUUGACCUGCAGGACAGACCAUGGCCCAAUCUCCAGGCUGCAGUACCUCGGAUCACCUAACUCAGUGUGGCCAUAUGCUAGAUUGGAAUAUUCUUUGACUGACUGACUGACUGAUGGUAAUCUCCCUUCCCUGCCACCCACUAAGAACUGCUCAUUUCUGACUUUCAGACAUUUUGCUGGAAGCAAGUGUUUUUGCUACCAUGUAAGUUGCACAUGCCACAAGUGUGACGCUUUUGUAGACUGACAUUUGCUGUUUAGCAUUCCUACGCUCACACACACACACCUCACUUACCUCUCCUUCUGUGCCAAAUAGCAAUAUGGCGGCUGUAACUAACCAAUAACGAGCCUGUGCAGUAAGGAAGGAACAGUAUUAAAUGUGCAGAGGCUGGCAGCCUGCAAAAUGAGGGCAAAGUGGAGUGAGCAUUAAGAAAACAAGCUUACGCAUAUCUUUAGGAUGGUGAAGCCAAUGGCUGGUGGUUGGCUGAUGCCAGCUUGCAUGGAUGAAGAGUCUAUGAGGAUGUUGAACAUGGAACAUGAAGAAAUAUUGUGCUGAAGACACAGUUGGAUGAUGACUGGGAUAAGCAAUUUGU